Castor canadensis (American beaver) is the source of this 499-nucleotide messenger RNA. NCBI's taxonomy places the organism in Eukaryota, Metazoa, Chordata, Mammalia, Rodentia, Castoridae. The record is from RefSeq and is a predicted model, not a curated record.
UUUACAAGCAUUGAGAAAGGAGAAGUCUCGAGAUGCAGCUCGCUCCCGCCGGGGAAAAGAAAAUUUUGAGUUCUAUGAAUUGGCUAAGUUGUUGCCACUUCCUGCAGCCAUCACCAGCCAGCUUGACAAGGCAUCCAUCAUUCGACUUACGAUUAGCUAUCUGAAAAUGAGGGACUUUGCUAACCAGGGGGAUCCUCCAUGGAACUUGCGAAUGGAAGGUCCUCCACCCAACACAUCAGUAAAAGGGAUACAAAUGUGGAAAUCUGAACUCUGCAUGAGAAAGACACCAUGUGAAGAAGUUCGUAUGGAUAAACAAGCUUAUAUAAAUAGCCUGCGGCAUCGUGUUAGUGCAGGUCAUAAUCCAACAAUGAAAACAAUAGACAUUGUACUUGGUGCCUCUCCAAGCAGUCACUUGAACAGACCUAAGGGCAUUUGGAAGCUUGCAAAGGAUAGAACCCAGACCGAAAUCCUAGGUUCUGAGCAAAAGCUUCCUGUAGGG